AUGAGACGGCCGGAUGCGGCGGCAGGGCGCCGCGUGGGAAGCGGCGGCGGGGCGGGCGGGGAGGAGGAGACGGGCCCAGAGCUGGGAGAUGAGGCUGACCUGCCGUUGGAAGAACGGCUGCGGAUGCAGAACGCGGCCGGAACGAGAGCGUGCCGGCAGCUGAGCGAUGGGAAGAAAACAGCAACGCCUGGCAGAGCUCCGGUGAAGCAGCAGCUGAACAAAAAGGGGCCAGUGGAGAUGUCUGCCAAGAAACCCAUGCCUUUUCUGCGACAAGUUGUCCCUGUUACAAAGAAGGUCCACAGAGACCCUCGAUUUGAUGACCUGUCUGGAGAGUAUAACCCUGAAAUAUUUAUGAAGACGUACGGCUUCCUGGACACCAUCAAGAAGCAGGAGAAGGAAAUGGUUCAGAAGCAGCUGAAAAAAUGCCGGAAUAUGGAACAGAAGGAGAAACUGCAGCAGCUCCUGAACCGCAUGACACAGCAAGAACAGGCACAGAAAAAACAGCAAAAACAGAGGGAAAGGGAGCUGACUUUGAAAAGACAGCAACGGGAGCUGGCCAAGCAGGGAAAGAAACCCUUCUUCCUAAAGAAGUCUGAGAAACGGAAAUUGGAGCUAGCAGAGAAGUAUGCAGAGCUAAAGAGGAGUGGAAAGCUGGAGAGCUUCCUGAACAAGAAAAGAAAGAGGAAUGCUGUCAAAGAUAAGCGCCGUUUGCCCACACAGAAGAACCUGUGACUGCUGCACAGACAUGCUGUUACCUGGAGAGGUGGUGCUGGCACUGGGAUUCACUCUGGCCAGGCCUGGAAGAUGGCAGCCUCUCUUCUCAUUUUCUGCCUUCUGCUGUAGUGAUGCUGUUAGGCAGCGAAGUCUGAACAGGAAAAAAAUGUGCUUUCGAUAGCUGAAGAGACCCCUGCACUUGUGUUUUACAUCAUACCUGGGUGGUGACAAGCCUGUCAUGCAGAUGCAUAUGGUGCUGAUCAGUUUCUGCACCUGCUCUGCCUGUAGCUAGGAGAGCUCAGACUGUGCCCUGCACUACUGGCUCUUCUCCAUGUCUUACUGGGUCCCAAUGAAAAGGGCAUCAGGUGGGAGGGUAAUGAUCCGGUCUGCUCAGAGCAGGGCCAGCACUGCGUUCAGACCAGGAUGCUGGAAGCUUGCUUCAUAUGGGUUUGCAGAUGUACAGGGAUAAAGGGUGCUACCAUUCUGUACCCCUGUUCCACUGCUUCAAGUUCUCAAGGUGAAACUCCUUUUUCCUCCAGGAAUUUUGCCUAGUUUUAGUCUGUGAUUGCUGUCUUGUUCUCAAUGAAGUGCCCGCCUGAGUCUUGUUAAAAACCUUGUAGUAGGUCUGAGAGGUGAGCAGGAAGAGGAGCUCCUAGAUCUCGUUGAAGCCUUUACUUCCCACGACUGAGUAAAAGCCCUCACCUCCCAGCACGGUUCUCCAGACCCCGGCAGCUUUCGUGCUCUUGACUGGAGUGAGCCCAGAGAUCCAACGUCAGGGCCUAGCUGGGUGGAGCGUCCAAAUGUAGUCUGCCCAGAGCUGACAAAGCAAGAGAGAUCAGCAUCCCUCUCUGGGGCUGCACCUUGGUGCCAGGGCGUGCAGCUGACUGUAGUCAGGCACUGCUGCCCAGGAUCUCUCCAGCAGGGCUGCCCCUGUCUCGGCCUGUUCUCUUAAAGGGCUGUUAGCAUUUCUACGUAACAUUGAUUCUGUAUAAAAUAAAUACAUGUUUUCCUUUACUGCCACUA
Lagopus leucura (white-tailed ptarmigan) is the source of this 1737-nucleotide messenger RNA. It is a transcript of the gene RRP36, whose product is annotated as ribosomal RNA processing 36. Lineage: Eukaryota; Metazoa; Chordata; Aves; Galliformes; Phasianidae. Gene Ontology annotation, cellular component: nucleolus; 90S preribosome. The transcript has 7 exons. The coding region runs from base 1 to 732 and encodes 243 amino acids. The record is from RefSeq and is a predicted model, not a curated record. Gene Ontology annotation, biological process: maturation of SSU-rRNA from tricistronic rRNA transcript (SSU-rRNA, 5.8S rRNA, LSU-rRNA).